Rotaria sp. Silwood2 is the source of this 345-nucleotide messenger RNA. NCBI's taxonomy places the organism in Eukaryota, Metazoa, Rotifera, Eurotatoria, Philodinida, Philodinidae. The record is from the annotation of a GenBank genome assembly.
AUGGUUGUACUCGAAUAUCGUGCUAACUUCACUUAUGUUCAAAAAUUUGAGCCAGAAAUAUUAGUUUGGAUUGCUGUAUCUGAAAAUGGUGUUUCAAAGCCGUCCUUUGCCAAGCAAAAGCAAGCUAUUAACCAAGAAACAUAUUUUAGGGAUUGUAUUGUUGCACGUUUGAUACUAUUUAUCCAGAGCGAUCAUAUCAAAGAAAACGUAUGGUUUUGGUCUGAUUUGGCUAUAAGUCAUUACAGUCACAAAGUGAUGGAAUAUCUGGAUGAAAAUGGAGUACAAAUGGUACAUAAAGAAUCGAAUCCUCAAAACUGUCCACAAUCACGUCUGAUUGAAACUUAG